This is a messenger RNA of Mangifera indica (mango), 837 nucleotides long. Its product is annotated as probable gamma-secretase subunit PEN-2. Bases 45 to 446 code for a protein of 133 amino acids. Gene Ontology annotation, cellular component: gamma-secretase complex. The record is from RefSeq and is a predicted model, not a curated record. The transcript is spliced from 2 exons. NCBI's taxonomy places the organism in Eukaryota, Viridiplantae, Streptophyta, Magnoliopsida, Sapindales, Anacardiaceae.
AGCGAACUUCAUUUUCUUGAUUUGAGGUCAGGUCUUAGUUUCAAAUGGAAGCUCCAGAUAGCAACAGUCCGACCAUUCCCAACAGUGGCAAUUCGAUAGCAUUGUCGACGCCCGUGUGGCCGACGAUCGACGGUCCACUGGGUCUGACGGAGGACGAGUCGUUGAGCUACGCUCGUAAAUUCUAUUACUUUGGAUUCGCCCUUUUGCCCUUGCUUUGGGGCGUCAACUGCUUCUACUUCUGGCCCGUUCUCCGCCACUCUCGUGCUUUCCCUCGUCUCCGUCACUAUGUUGUUGCAUCAGCAGUUGGGUUUUCAGUCUCAGUAGUUCUUUUAUCCACAUGGGCGUUGACAUUUGCUAUCGGAGGAGAGCACCUCUUUGGCUCUGUUUGGGGUAAUCUACUCAUGUAUAAUCUUGCUGACCGAUUAGGCUUGACCAGUUGGAGCUAGUCACAAAUCCUUGUUGCAAGCUUCAUCGCUUCAAAAGCUCAUUUUCCAUUGAAUUGUAUAGGCCAUCAUCAAAUAUAAUCUGUUGUUGGAACCAUCUAUUAUGCUUCAUACUCAUUUUUUUGAAGCUAACACUAAGUUCAAUAGCGAAAAAGAAUGUAUCAAUGUGAUCCCUACCUUUAUAUGUCUGGUUUCUCCAGUUCGUAAAUGUUGUUUUGUCAAUAAGGGUGUAGAAUGCAGCGAAAAAGCUUGAUGAGGAAUUAGAUUCUCAGAGAGUCGAUAAAGACCCGGUGUCAGUACGUUCUGGUAUGAAAUGGAUUUUUCCAUUUAUGUGAUCAAUGAUGCAAAAUGCGUGAAUUGCCAGCUAAGCCAGGCAAAAAUGUUUUUAAGCAAA